Messenger RNA from Morone saxatilis (striped sea-bass), 5166 nucleotides. RefSeq names its product BRD4 interacting chromatin remodeling complex associated protein like (gene bicral). The transcript has 13 exons. NCBI's taxonomy places the organism in Eukaryota, Metazoa, Chordata, Actinopteri, Moronidae. Gene Ontology annotation, cellular component: SWI/SNF complex. Bases 249 to 2657 code for a protein of 802 amino acids. The record is from RefSeq and is a predicted model, not a curated record. Gene Ontology annotation, biological process: positive regulation of DNA-templated transcription.
AUAAAAAAAAAUACGUGUAUAUUAAUAACUUGUAGUUUGUUUUUAGGCUUUAUUUUCUAUUCAAAUUUCGAGUCGUGUGCUUCCAUUGUGGACUGAUGAUUUGGGCUGCCUUGUUCUGUGCACUACCCCAACAACCCGUGCGGUGAUGGCGAGGAAACCCCGUUGACAAGGCACUGCUUUUUCAUGACGCCCAGAAAACAAAGGGUGUUAAAUGACUGAAUCCAUGCUUCCUGCAGGAAAUCUGUGUCAUGGAUGAUGAGGACGAUCGCCGUCUUCUGGAUAUUUUAGGAGAUGUGGAUGCAUUGAAUGAUUAUCUCCAUGGCAGCAACAGCAAGUCUAUUGAGGAGGAUGAUGUAACAAAUGCAGCUUACGGCUCGGAUGGAUCCUUCUUUGCUAGUGACACGGCUGGCUCCAACACUGGCCUCAAGGAUGGCUCCUCUUCAAUGGGGGAGUUCGGCGAGGAUUCAACAGGCGCAGACCUUCAGCUCUCCAGUAGCCUUUCAUUUAUCGAGGAUGAAUUGGGGCCAGAGACCUCCCCUGGAGGGGUGGAUCUCGGGGGCGAGGACCAGCCCUUCGAUAUCCUGCAGAAGUCGCUCAUGGAGGCCGAUAUCACGGAGCAGACGUUGGCCCAGGAGGCUUUACUGGACUCCCAGCCCGCUCCCACUCUAGUGCAGGCUCCCGUUCCCUUCCCCUCCCAGCUGGUCUCUGGGGGUUACGGAGGGGGAGUGGGCAUGGUAACCACGGCGACAGCUGCUUUCCCCACGGGCCAGUUCCUGCAAGGGGUGCCCAACGGCUCCGCCCAGCACAUCCAGGUGUUGGGUUCGUUUGGGACGGGUGGUGGCGUGAUGACUCUGAGCAGCUUGGAGAGAUCUCCUCAGAUUGUGCUGAGGCCGGGGGCGCCUGUAUCUACAGCGGGCACAGUAACACAGGGGCAGGUGUUUGCUCCUACACAAGGGCAGGUGGGCCAAGUUGGUUUGCCUUUCAAAAACAUCCCCCUUCAAAACAUCAUCAUCCAGAGAGGCCCGGGAGGGACCCAGACUCUUGUCAGACCUAUCCAGCCUAAACCCCUUCAAGCUGGGGCUCAGACUGUCUACAGCCUUGGUCUUCAGCCCACUCCCACCACCAUGGCUAAUGUAGUUAACGCUAACACUGCUACUCCUGGGGGACAGUACACAGCCAACGGCUCCAUAGUGGUGCAGCCGCCCCUGGAGCAACAACAAGCACAGGCCCAGACAAAUAUUCAACCUGGACAGUACUUGCUGCCCAGCUCUUUGGCACUCACUCCGGCCAGCGCCAUCCACAAUGGCCCCGCUGACCCCAACUCAAAUGCCCUAAUUACCAGUCAGAAUGCGGUGCAGAUUGUCGCGGGGCAGAACUUCACUGCACAAACAGGAGGCCAGCUAAUUUUGAAUCAGGGAGUAGUCGGUGGGAGUCAGGUCGGAGGGGCUGUAACUCAAACGUGGACCGGAGUUUCUUGCGCUAGCUCCGCUCCCGUGCAGACAUCGUGCGCUCCUGGGCGGCUGACUCUGGUCGGCCCGGCGACGGCGGGGAUCGGCGGUCAAAGCCAAGUGACGGCUGGCUCCGUUCAGCGCCUUCUAGUGACUCAGACUCAGAAUUGCACUUCUCUGUCCCCUUUACCUUGUACUGUGACACAGGAUCAGCAAGACUACAGACAGAAUUCUUCAUCACCUGCCCUCAAACAGGACAGACAGGUGCAGCUCAGCAGCAUCCAUGCCAUGACAACCAUGACUCAAGAUUCAACGCUAAACUCUCAGGUCAGUGCUCAGAAGAGACCUGCCCUUCUGCCACUUACAAGAGGAGGAAUGAUUUUACAGCAGCUGAGGAAGGAUCAUGCUGGAGUUCAGACCUCAGAUCGGCGUAGAUUCACUUCAAUCGACGACGCACUGCAAAGACUCCUGCCAUACCACGUGUUCCAGGGGACUCCACCCAGCCAGGAUGAGUUCUCACAGGUGGAUGAUGAAUUUGAGGUAGUUGCAACUCAGGUGUUGAAGAGGACCCACGCCAUGGUGAACAAAUACAGACGGCUGCUACUGGUGGAAGCUGAGCGUUCCAGUCCGUCAUCAGAAAUGGUUAUGAUUGACAGGACCUUCAACCAAGAGGAGCGCAGCAACCUGACACAAGACAAACGCAUGGUACUAGUGGAUCCAGACAGCUUCUUGGAAGACUUCUGCUGUGGGAUGAAAUCCAAACUUUUCCAAGAUCCCCCCCCCUCUCAGUCGUUGUCCAUCUGUAGUUGGAAUGAGUCAGACAGAGGCUCCUCUGAGCCACCGUACAGGACAGACUCCCAGCCCGGGUAUGGAGACCCGGGAGGGGGUGGGGCCGUAGGUACGGGGGCAGCAGAUAAGCUCCACCCUCCACACUUAGAAAACAAGAGCGUCCUGGAACUGAAGAAAUCCCAGCAACACUAUGGGCCCAGCAGCGGCAGCAACAACAGCCUCACCGCUGCCAACAGUUAUCCCCAAGGUAACCCUUCACCUUUUGCAGCAACGGCAGGAGGACAGACGCACUACCAGGUGUCUCACCACCUGUCCUCCCACCCAAUCCAGCCCCAGUACCCUCCUCAGCUCACCUCACCCCCUCAUCCCGACACAGACUCUGCUCUGGAGGCGGCAGUCAACAGCAUCUUGGAAUGUUAAGACUGAUCAUCCCUAAUGUAUGGUUUCAAAUUCUUUUGUGUGUGUGUGUGUGUUUCUUUUUGUCCAACUCUCCUGUUGUAAUAUUUGUGGUGUUUCGCCCACAACCCUGUGUGAAGAGAGGUUUACUCUUCUUUCAGGUCUUGUUAUCUUUGUAAUACCAUCUCCGGCCAUGUAGCAUGUAUUUAGUUCUUUUCGGUUCAUUUUGGGGGGUUUUUGAGGCAUGACGUAGGAGUCAGGGACUCCGUCAGGGUGCCGGGUGAAAACAGGUACCUGAAAUUACCUAUAAAGAUCCGGGAAUGUGUGCAAUGGACUAACAGAUGGAGAAUGUUGUUGUUUUGUUUAUUUUAACCUUAUUUUAAAAAAAAGGGUAUGGUCUGUGACUUCAGUAGCUUGAAUGUAAGAGUGUCCCUCUCUUCUCACUCACACACACACACACACACACACACCAUUAAUAUUUUGUGCCAGUUGAUUACCCCCCACUACCUAUGCUGAAAAACAGGGAUGAGGAGGAGGGACAAAAUGACGACUCUGUGCCUAAUUGUAGGUUUUUAUUUUGAAGUGUUUACAUGAAGAAGCUCUAUUCAAAAAAUAUCCAUUCACUCGGUUCCUUCUCGCAUUACAAACGUGCACAAACGCACACACACAAACACGCUUUAGUACAAUGUGUUUAGAUUCAUGGUUCAGAGGUGUAGAUUUCCUUUAAGGUAAGCUCAGUAGAGAUACAUUCACAUAGACAAAUUGCACUAAACGUACUGUUGCUUAUUUCAGGAACUAUAUGAAUAUGAGGCUCUCGUUGAUAUACAGUGUACGCUAGGCUAAACCGAAUGUGAACAUUUGGAACUGAACCAAAAUCUAUUUGCCUGCUUUCAGCUGCCUGCAACAAGGAUAACCUCUUUUAAUCACACUAGAAACCAGUCAAACUAGUCACAUAGUCAUAUUUAGUAGUGUAACUGUACUCAGCAAUGCUUUCUUUCUUGUGCUUAAGUCACAUUUUCUUUGGCAUUUUUCUUUUGUACCUUAAAGGUAUGCAAGCCCCGACACAGGACGAAUCUCGAUCUCAACCACUUUUAUCAUUUCACAGUUUGUGUCAGGGGAGCUCAGUCCUCAGAUUGAGGAAGAUAUGUUACAAUAUGUUUUAUUUUUUUAAUUUAGAUUUUUAUUUCCUCAUUUUUAGAAAUGACAUUAAAAAAAGAUGACUGUUUUUGUUUGUUGUGAUGUGUUCCCCAGCUCUGUGAACAUGACGAUACCGUCAUUAGUUUAAAUGACCCUCGAGGGUCGUUGAUUGUACGUAUAUUUGUUUGCCUUCUGCAUACAGUAUAAUGAUAUAUUGAUCAUAUCUAUCUAUGCUUUACAACCUUGACAUGUUUAUCAGUGUGUGUGUGUGUGUGUGUGUUGCAUACACACACACUGGUCUAUGGCUGUGUUUUAAUGUAGUUUGGUUGUUUGAUUGCCAUACUCUUGACUUUAUUCCCAAGUGUUAGUUCAGUCCCGCAGGAUGUUUUCUCACUUUGCAGCGUUUCAUUUCAAGCAUUUCUCACAUUUCCUGUCUUUUUUUCCCUCUCAGCAGCGCAACCAAAAUUCAUAAUAGGAGAGAGUGUGGUCUUGUCCAGAAUCACUGUCAGAUCUUUUUGUCUUUGUGCUGGUGAUUUAAACAGCUCUGUGGCUUUAGUGUUUCCCCUGAAGCUGUGCCUCUAAAAUGACUAGGGGCUCCCGCUGUGUCCUAGUUUUGUUGAGUUUUCCUUUAGUUUCUAGAGCAGAAACUUACCUUACUGUGACGUGUUUCAUUAUGAUAAAGAAUUAAUCCUAAAUAUCCACCAUGUAUUUCUGUUUUUGGAAUGACUUUUUUGCAGAUUAACCAACAGAUAUCUGCACUAAACAAGGAAGGGCGAUUGCCAACCCGAACAUAGGACCAAAGCUUAGGUUAAACGUGGUAAACGCUCUUCGAGUUGAUUCUGGAUAGCGUCACCUUUCUUCUAUUAACGUGUCUGUGAAAUAUGCUUGCCAAUGGGCUACAGGAGCAGACCGAAGGCCUUUUACAUGGGGUGAUAGAUUUUGUGUUUGAGUGCCAGUGGCCAUCGCAGCCCGCCUGUAUCUCUGCCUAUAGACCUCUGAUAUCUACCAGUGCACACCAGUGAGAAAAACUGGGCUCUCUGCUUUGAAAAGCUAAUCUCUAAUGACAUGUAUGGGGUCACGUGAGAUUUAUUUGCUCCUUCAAGCAGUUCCUGCAAGACUUUGUGCCUCUAUAGCACUUAUAUCCACAAGAAAAGCUAGUUUUAGACUCGCACAAAAGAAGUAGGGAUGUGUCCAGUGUUGGUGAAACGUGUUAUCUCGAUGCAUAUCAGUGUCUGAGAGCCUGGUAGGAACAUACUGUGCUUUUUCUCCCCUGUUUUCAGUGCAGAGAUGUGGUUUUAUUUCUGCCUCCAUUUCACUGUUAUUUUUUUUGUCUCACUUGAUUUGUAUAGUUUGUUGUUUUGUAUAAAAAUGAAAAGUGAAACACAAAAUAUUUAUA